Molecule: messenger RNA, 1103 nt
Organism: Nomascus leucogenys (northern white-cheeked gibbon)
Lineage: Eukaryota; Metazoa; Chordata; Mammalia; Primates; Hylobatidae
Gene: CLDN34
Product: claudin 34
Biological process (GO): cell adhesion; bicellular tight junction assembly
Cellular component (GO): plasma membrane; bicellular tight junction
Molecular function (GO): structural molecule activity
Source: RefSeq, a predicted model, not a curated record
GGCGUCCGAGAGGAGCUGCGUCCAUGUCGGCCCUGCUGGCCAGUUUCCUGGGUGCACUGCCACCAUGGUCUGGUUCUGCAACAGUGCCAACUGCCAAUUUUCAGUCUUCGCCCUUGCCACCAUAGGAUGGAUCCUCUCCUCUACGUCCAUGGGUCUCGUGGAGUGGCGAAUAUGGUACAUGAAAGACACCCUGCUCUACCCCCCUGGAAUCGCCUGCGUGGGAAUAUUUAGAGUCUGCGUUUACCGGCAUCGCACCAACAGCACCACAACCAAAUUUUGUUACCGAUACAGCUACCGGGACACCUUUCUCCCUUUCGAAAUUUCCAUGGCUCAACGCUUUCUACUGACUGCCAGCAUUUUCGGAUUCUUUGGGAGAGCCUUUAACAUGUUUGCGCUUAGAAACAUGUCCAUGAGAAUAUUUGAGGAGGACACCUACAAUUCAUUCGUUGUUUCAGGAAUUCUCAACAUUGCUGCUGGUGUCUUUAACUUAAUUGCUGUGCUCCAGAACAACCAUGCCAUCAUAAACUCACAGGGGAUCAUCUUCCCGCCAUCUCUCCAAAUGCCCUUCAAGCCAGAUGUGCAGGAAGUUGGCACUGCCAUUCAAGUGGCAGGGAUAGGUGUCUUGCCGAUGCUGUUAACUGGGAUGUUUUCUCUAUUUUACAAAUGUCCCCUGUACGGCCAACUGCAUCCUGGUAUUUCAGAAAUGUGAAUUUCCUGCUUGCAUUGGCUUUGCAAAUCUAAGAUUUCUGGGAGUUUGUGGAAAAUGUUAUUAGCAUGCUCUACCAAAUAUUGCCAACGACUCAAGACCAUGGCAUGAGUAGCUUGGGACAGAAGGUGGCCAACUGCCUCCUUCUGUUGUCUUGUGUAUCUGAAUGUGGUUCACUGAUUUGUUGGUUGAAUUGAGAACUUUUAUUUAAAAGUCUUCCCACCUGCCAGUUGGUCUUAUUGCAUCUGAAUUUUAAUUAUUGUUGGCUAAAGCAAAUAAUCAACCCUGUAAACUAAGAGUAGGGAAAUAAGAGUUUCUGAGUACAUUAACUUCUCACAUUUCCCUCUUAAACUUUUGCUACAAACAAUCAUAGGCCAGGCAUGGUGACUUACGCCUG